CCUCUUUCCCCGGCCUCGCUCCCUGUCCUCUCCUGUGCUACCAAAAAAGUAGCAGCAGUGGCUUGCCCUCCUGCCCAGACGGCCGGCAUGUCGGCGGCGGUUGCUGUCACUUUGACCAAAGUCGAAAUCGAUAGGUCCGAGCUUUCUGCAGAGCAAGGCGGCUUCCAGAGACUGGACAGCACCAAAGAGCGAUCCAGACGAGCAGCAUUGGUGCUCUUGAAGCAAUCUAGAGCUGGACCAGGGAAUGCUACUUAGAGAAGUACGCAAUCGCUGACGGCCUGCUCUACUUGUCAAAACUUGCUCAUCUUCUUGACCAUUAUGACGCGCCGAGUGGCAACGACCAGCCCUCUUCUCCUCACGGCGUUGCUCCUGGUAUCGCUGCUCCUGGCCAGCUUUGCUACCACAGCAUCAGCCCAGCCCACGUCCCUCUCACGAACAGAAACCGAAGCAAUGGGCUCGCUCACUUCCCGCAUCUCACACCAUCAUGCUCGUCAGGACCCUAACUCGAGCCGCCCAACCGCAGCAAUCUACCGCGGCCCUAUCGCAUGCGAGUACUGCGCCGAAUCGGUCGGGGCUCUGCUGUCGACCCACCCGCUCAACUUCUCCAUCAGGUACCUCGGUCCCAACGAAUCAGCGGGCGACGUCACAGCUGCCAAUCUCAAGCAGGUAGACCUGUUUGUUCAGCCAGGGGGAGGGGAUGACACGGACACGGAUUGGGCGAGGGGCGCAAAGUACUUUACACCUGCACUCCAGCAGUACGUCAAGGAAGGAGGCAACUUCAUGGGAGUGUGCUUGGGUGCCUUCUUCGCCAGGGGGCCAAAGACCAAUGAGACAUACUUCGAUCUAAUGCCAGAGGGUUCCUACGUUACGUCGGAGCGUCUCUUGCCGGGGGCGCAGGAGCGCAGCGCGAAGGAUACAGUGGUUGAAGUGGACUGGUACUUCCACUCUGGGCCGAAGCGCGGUACCCUCAAGCCCAGGUCGUGGCAAUACUUCCAAGACGGAGGGGCUAUCGUGAUGGACAUGGCGCACGCACCCAAGGGCACUGUGGUGCUGGGCAGGUACAGCUACUCGGGAAGGCCGAGCGCUGUCGUCUAUCCGCAGGGUAAGGGGUGGGUCGGCUUGAUCGGGACGCACCCGGAGGCGCAGAUUGAGGAUAAUGACUGGUAUGACUUGGGGUUCAAGAACCCAGAUGGCUACGAGCGUGACUGGGGAGAUGAUUUUGUCCAGACUUUCUGGGAUGCGGUCAAGAAAGGUGAUCAGGGAAUGUGAUGUGAAGACAUCAUAUGCUGGUCGCAUUGCUCUUGUACUUCUCAGAUCCCACCCUCUCACGCAAUGGACCGUACAUUGAGUGGCUCUACGCCGCCGCCUAUUUGCUCAUCUCAGCCCAUCCUUCGGCUCGUACUCUUGAUCCACCACGCUCGCGACGAUGUCGAGCACAUU
This is a messenger RNA of Jaminaea rosea, 1440 nucleotides long. RefSeq lists its product as hypothetical. Bases 319 to 1269 code for a protein of 316 amino acids. The record is from RefSeq and is a predicted model, not a curated record. Lineage: Eukaryota; Fungi; Basidiomycota; Exobasidiomycetes; Microstromatales. The transcript has a single exon.